Molecule: messenger RNA, 769 nt
Organism: Boeremia exigua
Lineage: Eukaryota; Fungi; Ascomycota; Dothideomycetes; Pleosporales; Didymellaceae
Exons: 3
Coding region: 1-687 (228 amino acids)
Source: RefSeq, a predicted model, not a curated record
AUGAAGUUUUGGGCGCUCCUGGCACUUGCUGCCUCCGUUGCAGUCCAGGCCAUUCCCCAAGACUACGAGGCUCGACUGCACACACGCGCUGGUGAUGUCAAGAAACACAUCGGAUAUCGUGUGAUGUCAAAGGCCGAAGCCGAAGCCAUCAACAAAAACGGGGGCAAAGCUGUGCAGUCCAUAGGCAACGGGGGCCGCCAGAUAGGUCAGGGUCUUUACAUCUUGAAUUCGUUCCAAGCCUGGGGUGACAAUUCCGUUGAUGGUUCGGUUCAAUGGGAUUGCGUGGUGACGGUUGACGCCGACGAAUGGGACAAAUGGAAUAAGAUCUACCUCCCCGAGCUUUACACGUUUCCCGAGGACGUGAAGGAUGAAACAAAGGAUACAUGCAAGCCCCUUGAACUGUGGUACCCGAAGCCAGUUAGCAAGAAGAACAAAGCACGCUUCAUCGAUACCGAGAUUCCAGGCGCGACGGUCGAGAACACGGUGAUUUUCGCCAAGGUAAAAGGCUGGCUAGAAAGGACCCAAGGAUUGAUCCCGCCGGCCCUUAUCGACACUGGCAUGGUGUAUCUCGCGCAGUGCGCCGAGCGGGGGACCGAGGCCAACAAACAGAUUGGCAAAAUCGGUCCGGCGGAUUGGGGUUUCGUGACCUCCCUUCCAGGCUACGGAAAGGGGACAUAUAAACCGUAGAAACGCUAUUUAAGAGGAAUCAGUGAUUAGGGGGCGACAGGUGAGAAUAUGUGGGCAUCGAAGGGGAGGCUUCGGGAUAAAC